Hevea brasiliensis (rubber tree) is the source of this 1665-nucleotide messenger RNA. RefSeq names its product autophagy-related protein 23. The record is from RefSeq and is a predicted model, not a curated record. The transcript has 15 exons. Lineage: Eukaryota; Viridiplantae; Streptophyta; Magnoliopsida; Malpighiales; Euphorbiaceae. Bases 106 to 1455 code for a protein of 449 amino acids.
CUCCCUCCCGUUUAGAAUGCCUGUGCAGAGAAAAUUCCAAAUCGAGGUCCGGGGAUAAAGAGAGGGAAAUAAUUCAUUUAAUAGCAAUUCGCUUUUCUCUUCGCCAUGGACGCUCAUCACGCUUCUCUAGGUCGACGAACGCUGGAAGAGAUUAGACAAAAGAGAGCAGCUGAGAGAUUGAACAAAACAUCUUCUGGACCAGAUUUCGCCAAAGCUCCAAUCCCUAAUGAUAAUAUAGGAAUGAAAAAAUCAGAAAGCAUAAAUCGACUCUCUGAGGCCGAUGUUAGUGGAUUAGUAUCACAGCUAAAAGAUCUGAAGAAAAAGAAUGCAGAUUUGGAGGAAAGCAACAAGAUGUUAUCCUUGAGGAUUCAUGCAAAAGAUGUUGAGAAUGAGUCACUGCAGGAACGCUUAAAUGAUCUGGAACAAAAUACUGUACCAUCUUUAAGAAAAGCACUGAAGGGUGUUACCAUGGAGAAAGAUGCAGCAGUUGUUGCACGGGAGGACCUUUCAGCCCAGCUUCGCACCUUUAAGAAACGUGUAAAGGAAGCUGAGGAAGAACAAUACAGAGCUGAGGAAGCCGCAGCAGCUUUGAGAGCAGAAUUAAACUCGAUACAGCAACAGGCAAUGAAUAGUAAUAUACUUGGUGGAAUAGCUUCUGUUGGUAUUUCACCAGAUCAAGUACAAAGCUUGGAAAAGGAGUUGGCUAGUUUAAAGUCUAAUUUGCAGCAAGAAUCAUUAUUGAGGCAACAAGAGCAACAACAAUUAGCACAGGAGCAAGCCCGAGUUUCUACCCUUGCAUCUGAAAAAAAGGAAUUGGAAGAGAAACUUGCUGCUAUAUCCAGAAGAGCCCCUGAAGCAUCAGAAAAAGUUGCUCAUAAGGCAUUUUCAGCGGAAGAAAAGGUGAAACUUGAGAAGCAGUUGCAUGAUAUGGCCGUAGCAGUUGAGAGAUUGGAGAGUAGUAGACAGAAACUUCUAAAGGAGGUUGAUUCCCAAUCUACAGAGAUAGAGAAGCUAUUUGAGGAAAAUUCUAAUCUCUCUUCUUCUUAUCAAGAGGCAACAAGCAUAGCAAAGCAGUGGGAGAAUCAGUUUAAGGGCUGUCUUAAGCAAAAUGAAGAGCUUCGUGGAGUUCUUGUUAAGACAAGAAUGGAGCAGGCUAAUAUGAUUUCUUCAGGUGAUAGGGAGAUCCUGAGAAGCUCCAUAGAAGGCCAUAGCAAUAGGAUAGACGAUACUGGUUCACAGACAUAUACAAUUGAAGUUAUUUCCCUCAAGGGCGAGCUUGCAAAAGAACAGAGCAGAUCAGAAGCAUUGUCAUCUGAGGUCCUGCAGCUAUCAGCAAAACUCCAAGAAACUACACAAGCAUGUAAUGGUCUUGCACGCCUCUACAAACCAAUGCUGAGGAACAUUGAGAGCGGACUCAUUAAAAUGAAGCAAGAUGGUUCUGUGACUGUACUGUGAAAACAUAGCAAUUUGGCUGCAAUAUUGGUCUCUCACUCUCAUUAGUUUGUCGAAAUACUUGUUUUGUUGCACUUUGAGGCAUUGCUUGCUAGAAACAAUUUAGUGGCAUUUUUUUAGUUUCCGUAAUGUCAUACAAGGGUUCAGCCAGCCAGUUAAAACAAAAUGUUGAACUUUACAGAAUUCAAUUAUUAAUAUAAAGUGGUUGCAUAC